UUUAACUGGGAAGACUACAACUAUACCAGUGGAAGCGGAAAUGGAUCCAUAUCCGUGAAAAUCCCUAAAGAUGGAGGCAAUGGUGGAAAUAACAAUGGUGGAAAUAAUGGGCAGCCUGGCGAUGAGGAUGAUGAUUAUCAUCCGAACAUACGCCGUCCGUAAAAUAACAUGCCAAAAGGAAUAAAU
Molecule: messenger RNA, 186 nt
Organism: Strongylus vulgaris
Lineage: Eukaryota; Metazoa; Nematoda; Chromadorea; Rhabditida; Strongylidae
Source: the annotation of a GenBank genome assembly